CACUCACACCGGAUCCCCGAGCCCUCGCUGUCUGCUCCCUGCACGCCCUCCCCUCCCCAGCCUUGCUGGCCUGCCAUGGACGGGCCUGCCGAGCCCCAGACCCAGGCCCUGUGGGACACCGAAGAAAAGGACAUCUCAGAAAUCAGCCAGAAGUUGUCAGGUGAAUACUUCCGGUACAAAGGCAUCCCCUUCCCCCUGGCCGUCUACUCACCCGAGAGCAUCAGCAGCACCGAGAACGCGGAAGUGCGGGACGAUGACAUCUUCGUGGUCACCUACCCCAAGUCAGGCACCAACUGGAUGAUCGAGAUCCUCAGCUUAAUCAUAAAGGACGGGGACCCCUCCUGGGUCCGCUCGGUGCCCAUCUGGCAGCGGGCACCCUGGUGUGAGACCGUCGUGGGCGCCUUCAGCCUCCCGGACGAGUCCAACCCCCGCCUCAUGAGUUCCCACCUCCCCAUCCAGCUCUUCACGAAGUCCUUCUUCACCUCCAAGGCCAAGGUGAUUUACAUGGGCCGGAACCCCCGGGAUGUGGUGGUGUCGCUAUAUCAUUACUCCAAGAUCGCCGGGCAGUUGAAGGACCCCGGCACACCUGACCAGUUCCUGCAGAACUUCCUCAAAGGCGAAGUGCAGUUCGGCUCCUGGUUCGACCACAUUAAAGGCUGGAUUCGGAUGCAGGGCAAAGAGAACUUCCUGUUUAUCACCUACGAGGAGCUGCAGAAGGACCUCCCUGACGCAGUACGGCGUGUCUGCCAGUUCCUGGGCUGGCCGCUGAGCGAGGAGGCGCUGGCCUCCGUGGUGGCGCACUCGGCCUUUGAGGCCAUGAAGGCCAAUCCCAUGUCCAACUUCACGCUGCUGCCCCCCAGCCUGCUGGACCAGCGCCGCGGGGCCUUCCUCCGGAAAGGGGUCUGCGGAGACUGGAAGAACCACUUCACCGUGGCGCAGAGCCAAGCUUUCGACCGCGUCUACCGCGAGCAGAUGCGGGGGAUGCCGGCCUUCCCCUGGGACGAGGACCCCGAGGAUGCCAGUCCGGACCCGGACCCCAGCCCCGACCCCAGCCCCAACCCAGAUCAGGCCUCCGAGCACCCCUCUCCACAACCCUGAGAAUAAACGCAUCACUCCUGCC
Molecule: messenger RNA, 1120 nt
Organism: Artibeus jamaicensis (Jamaican fruit-eating bat)
Lineage: Eukaryota; Metazoa; Chordata; Mammalia; Chiroptera; Phyllostomidae
Gene: SULT2B1
Product: sulfotransferase family 2B member 1
Exons: 7
Coding region: 76-1098 (340 amino acids)
Biological process (GO): sulfation
Cellular component (GO): cytoplasm
Molecular function (GO): sulfotransferase activity
Source: RefSeq, a predicted model, not a curated record